AUGACGACGACGACGACGACGACGAGGGCAGCGGCAGCGGCGGCGGGUGAACACCUGGCGUACGAAAAAUGCCUCGCGCUCCUCGCGUCGACGCCACCGACCGUCGCUCUCCCUUACCAUCCGACGCAAACCGUCCAAAACGUCGUCCGCAUCGCGUUGGAGGAAGACGUCGCAAACGUCGGCGACGUCUCGUCGUUAUCGACCAUCCCGGAAGAUUUACGCGCGACGGCGACGUUACUGGCGAAAGCGGACGGCGUUUUAGCCGGGGAACACUUAGCGAACGAGAUUUUAUCCAUUGUGGACGAGGACAUCGAGGCGUUCUGGCAAAAACGAGACGGCGAGGAAAUCGAGAGAGGGGAGAUUUUCUGUUACCUCAGAGGGUCGGCGAGAGGGAUUUUACGCGCGGAACGCGUGGUGUUGAAUUUUAUGCAACGCAUGAGCGGGAUCGCGACGCUGACGAAAAAGAUGAGCGAAGCGGCGAAACCGGCGAGGAUAUUAGAGACGAGGAAAACGGUGCCGGGACUGCGGGUGAUCGAUAAGUGGGCGGUGUUGAUUGGCGGCGGCGAGAACCAUCGGAUGGGAUUGUUCGAUAUGGUCAUGAUUAAAGAUAAUCACGUGGCGGCGGCGAGAGGGAUUAAGAACGCGUUGGCGUCGAGCACGACGUUUUUGAUUGAAGGUGGAGAGAAGUACGAAGGUGUGAUGAUUGAGUUGGAGACGAGGACGAUGGAGGAGGUUAGGGAAGUGUGCGGUUUGUUGGAGGACGCCGGGACGGACACGAGUCGCGUGCAGAGAGUGAUGUUGGAUAACAUGUCGAUGGAGGAUAUGCGAGAUGCGGCGGGGAUGCUGAAUAAGUUUGGAGUAGAAACAGAGGCGAGUGGGAAUGUAACUUUAGAGACAAUAGGUGGGAUUGGCGCGACCGGGGUGACGUUUAUUUCGAGCGGACAGUUGACGCAUUCAGUGGUCGCGUUGGACAUUUCUUUGAACAUCGAGAAUAACCAAUAG
Messenger RNA from Bathycoccus prasinos, 1002 nucleotides. RefSeq names its product putative quinolinate phosphoribosyltransferase (gene QPRT). Gene Ontology annotation, biological process: NAD+ biosynthetic process; quinolinate catabolic process. Gene Ontology annotation, cellular component: cytoplasm. Bases 1 to 1002 code for a protein of 333 amino acids. The transcript has a single exon. Gene Ontology annotation, molecular function: nicotinate-nucleotide diphosphorylase (carboxylating) activity. NCBI's taxonomy places the organism in Eukaryota, Viridiplantae, Chlorophyta, Mamiellophyceae, Mamiellales, Bathycoccaceae. The record is from RefSeq and is a predicted model, not a curated record.